CUAAUAUAAUUUUUAUUAUAAAUUAUCUUUAAUAAAAUAAUACUAAACUUAUUGAAAUACUUAUAUUCAUUAUGGAUGAAGAUGAGCAACAGUCAAAAGAUGAGGAAGAGCGACGUAGUACUUCGUAUUAUGUGCAAGUUAAAGGCAUUGAUCCAGACCGCAAUGUAAAAAAAUUACGAAAAUUAUUCGGAGUCUCGCACACCAUCCAAAAACAAACAGCACGACGUUUAAGUGUAACUGAUCAGGAGAGAGAAGAGGUUGAACGCAAAAGAUUGCAACAUUUUAAAGAGUUGAGACAACAGCGCAUCUCUUCAUUGGGUGCCAAUCACAGAUAUGUCCUGGAAAUAGUGGCCGAUCUCAUGGGUACUGACACGGAGGAAAUAAUAAUGGGGGCUGUUGACGAUCCGGCAUUUGUUGAUUUAUUAACGGGAAUGUUCGAAAAUGGGGGACCAAGAGCGUGUAUGAUUAGUUAUGCCCCCAUGCAGGGUUAUCCCUCUGAGUCGGGGCGUUAUGUGGAAAGCAUGAAAAGGCAAACUGUCAAACGUACCAUAGUCCUGCGUAGUGAUAAUGUGGCAUUAUACGGAAAAUGGGUAGUGGUAUAUCGCAACAAUAAUAAAAAGAAUGUAGACAAUCGUACAGUAUCAGAGGAUGUGGCCUUGUUUUGUUGGAAUGCUGUAAAGAAAGAUUUGUGUUUAUAUGUGAUUAAAAAUUUUGUAGAUCGUAUACUGACCAGAUCUUUGGAAGCCGUUUCAGAAUUUGGCGUCGCCGAAAUGGAACAAAAAAAUAAAUUUUUCCAUACACUUAAUAUGUUUAAUAUAUUCCUUAAAUCUUCUGAAGCCACAGCCUCGUCCAGAAUUAUCUUUGAAGUUUCUCACGAACUUUUCAAAGGCUUUCUUUUGGUGAAAUUUCAAAUAGAGGCCAGUUCCAAAGAUGUUAAUCGCGUACGUUUAGUUGAGCGUUAUUUUGGCCAAUGGUUGCGACAAAUCCAAGGAAUAUUAGUGGAGGGAAAACAAAUUUUAAGAGAUGCUGCUGAUGUUGGCCCUCUUCAAAUGUUAGUCAAUUGGCGUCGAAUGCUGGCCCGUUAUACGUCCAUUAAGGAAUUUGUUUCAUCACAAGCUUUUAAUAAUCACAAGGCUUGUUUGACUUUGUCAAGAUCCUCGAAACUGUUAAAGAAAUGGGCUGAAAUUGACAAUCAAGUAACGCUGGUUUUAAACGAGGCAAAAGAUAAUGUUCGUUAUAUAACAUCAUUGCAAAAAUUUUGGGAUCCUCUAUACAGAUCUUCGCCAGAUGGUAUCAUUAGCAGUUUGCCAGGCCUCAUGGUAGCCAUACGAAAUGUAUCCAAAACUGCUCAUUACUUUAAUACACCCACAAAUGUAACUGGUCUUUUUGUCAAGAUAUCAAAUCAAUUAACCAUAGUCAGUAAAAAUUAUCUAACCGAUAAUGGUCGCGUAAAUCUGUGGAAACUAGCACCAAAUGAUGUCAUAGAAAAAAUCGAAAAGUGUCGUAAUAUCAUGCAAAGCUAUAAGGAACAAUAUUUUAGCACUUGUCGUGAUAUGGCUGAAUCGAAUGAAAAACCUUGGGUGGUAUCCUCCGUUUAUAUAUUUACGUGUUUAGAAAAAUUUUUAGAACGUUUGGAUAAGAUAAAAACUAUUUUCAAUGUGGAGAUUACCUAUUCGGUUUUAGAUCGCAUACGUAUUAGUGGCAUGGAGAAAUUUAAUGCCAUUAUUAAGGGUGCCAGAGCUACGAUCAGUUCAAAAGCUUAUGAUCCUUUAAAUUAUCGAGUUGAUUUAUUCGAUAAAGAUUACACUAAUUUCAUUAAGGAAUGUGAACAGGCGGAAGUUGGCAUGCAGCAGUUUGUUAAGCAACAGAUUGCCGAUGUCCCCAUAACCGAAUCGGUUAUUUUGAUUUUACAACGCUUUGAACGUUUGAAUUUGGAAUGUUUGUGUUUGGAUCGUAGAUAUUUGGAGGUGGCUGAAAUGUUGGAACGUGAAAUGUUUUUGCUAAAGGAUGUAUACAAUGAAGAACGUGGUAAUCCUUUCAUACCACGCAAUAUGCCACCGGUAGCAGGUCGUAUAAUGUGGAUACGUUCAAUCUUUCAAAAAAUCGAUGAACCCAUGAAGGUUUUAAAGAAACGACCCUGUGUGUUGGCCCACAAAAAAGCCCAAAGAACUGUUCGCUAUUACAAUUAUAUGAAUGGCAUUAUAUGCCACUACGAAAUGACUUACCACAAAGCUUGGUUCGAUUAUUGCGAAGAAGUGCGAUGUUUACUCAAUGCUCCAAUACUUGUAUGCAAUAAACAAUCAGCUGAAUAUAUUGUAAAUCUUGAUCCGUCAAUUAGACAACUGAUCAAAGAAACCGAAUGGAUGUGGAAAUUGAAAUUAGAAGUACCAAAUGUAGCAGCUGUAGUAACAUACUGCAAAGAACGUAUUUUGAAACCAGCCGAGUCUCUGAAAUAUGCCAUACAACGUUUGGAUAAAUUGCGCUUAAAGAUUACACCGGUUUUUAUUAAUAUAAUGCGAUUUCGUUUGCAAGAAAUUUCGUUACUGUUAAAACCCGCAUUAUCAACGGUAACCUGGUUGUCGGAAAAUCUAGAAGAUUUUGUUGAAAGUGUGGAGAGGAAAAUCGAAGAUGUAUCCCUCUUUUAUAAAACCAUUCUCAACAUUGAUGCCAUUAGGAUUGCUAAAGAAAUGGCUUCACUGCAUGAUUAUCUUUACAUGUUCGUUCCCCCAGCACCAGUCACAUCAGAGAAAUUCUACGAAAACUGCAAUAAUUUACGGAUGGAAAUUGAAAAGGAAUUGGAAAAGAAAUCUGUAUGCAUGGAACGAGCAGUUAUCGAUUUGUGUAAUAUGUUUGUGGAACUAUUGGAUUUUGGGACAACCGAUUCAAAGGGUAGACGAGUCUUUCAAUUGCCCCUUGACAAAAUCGAUGAUACUAAUUGGCGUGCCGAAGGACAAAUGCCCAUUGAUAAAUGGGAUUGGAUACAGUUUCAGAAAAUUUAUCGCACAAUUUAUUUGGUGCCGGAAGAUAUACUCAAGACGUUGCAAUUCAAAAACUAUGAAAACAUACGCUAUGAAUUGAAUCAUUUGCGCAAUGAUUGCAUGGAUUUAUUUUCAUUUUAUAAUUCGAAAAUGAUAUCGGCCUUAGUAGGAUGUUCAAAGAGAUCUUUGGAUUAUGUUCGUCAUAAUAUUUUGAGAACUAAUUGGCGCACAGAUCCUCAGCCGCCGAUUUUGUAUACCGAAUUAGAUAUUGAUUUAGAAAGUGGCUGCCACAUUGAGCCGAAUAUGGAAGUUAUGCAAACUGAUUUCCAUCGUGCUGUUUUGAAUUGUACAGAAAUAAAUUAUUUCGUGACUACGUGGGGUAAACAGGCCAAAACACAUGAAAGACGUUUAAGGCGUGUUACAGUAGAUGAAAAUCGUUACGAACGCAACUAUUUUCGCUAUGUUAUCGAACAUAAGGAUAUUAUGAGAGCAAUUCAAAAUCUCGCUAACGGCUUGAUGAUGUUUAAACAGGAUAUCGACGAUUAUCUUAAAUAUAUUUUUGAUAAAUAUAAAUAUUUAUGGGUCUCCAAUCGUGACAAGAUUAUACAAGAAUUCGUAAAUACGAAUCCAUUAACUGUAGAUAUACGCGAUAAAUUCAUUUAUUAUGAUAAUAUUACCAGCGAAUUGGAGGAAGGUAAAAAGAGACAUUGUAUUGGACCAAUUCAAUUGAGAAUGGAAAAAGCUUUUGACAAGUUUGUGGAAGAAUCAAAAAAAUGGAAAACAUUAUGUGGCCAAUUGUUAAGUGCUCAAUAUAAGAAACAAUUGGAUGAGAUGGUGGACUUUAUAUCCGAACAAGAAAAUAUUUUAUCGAAGCCUAUCAAUGAUUUAGAUGAUGUUCGUUUGGCCAUGUUGUGUUUGGAGAAAAUUCGAGAUAAUUUUAUACAAAUGGACAUGCAUUUGGGUGUUAUAACCGAUGCGUAUGCAUUAUUUUCCCAGUUUAAUAUUUAUGUGCCUCAAGAUGACUAUGAUAAAGUGGAUAGUUUGCAGUUAUCGUUUAACAAAAUGUUGGAAAACGCCAAAAAAGUAUCAGAUCGCAUAUCCCAAAUGGAGGGUCCAUUGCUUAAAGAACUCAAUGAUGGUAUUGCUUUGUUUGUUCAAGAAUUUGAUCAAUUUAAUGCCGACUUCGAAGCCAAUGGCCCCAUGGUUGAGGGUAUUUCAGCCAAAGAAGCCAGUGAUCGUGUGUUUCUGUUCCAAAAUCGCUUUGAUGAACUGUGGCGCAAAUAUGAAAUGUAUAGCAGUGGUGAAAAAUUAUUUGGUCUACCCAUUAACGAAUACCCUCUAUUACAUCAGCGCAAGCGUGAAUUCAACUACUUGAAUCGUUUGUAUUCUUUGUACAUACAAGUGUUGAAAACAAUUUCCGAUUACUACGAAAUGUCUUGGGCCGAGGUGGAUAUUGAAAAGAUCAGUUCUGAAUUGGCUGAUUUUCAAGUUAGAUGUCGUAAAUUACCAAAAGGCAUGCAAACGUGGCCAGCUUUCAUUGAUUUGAAGACAAAAAUUGAUGACUUCAAUGAAACGUGUCCUCUGCUAGAACUAAUGACCAAUAAGGCCAUGAAAGAACGUCAUUGGGUGCGUUUAAAUGCUCUACUUAAAUCUGACUUUGAUCCCACUAGUAUUAAGUUUACUUUGGGCAAACUUUUGGAAGCUCCCAUUCUGAAGCAUAAAGAAGAUGUGGAAGACAUUUGUGUGGGUGCCAGCAAGGAAUUGGAUAUUGAGGCAAAACUGAAACAAGUUAUAGCUGAUUGGUCGGUGGUCAACGUACAACUGGGCAUGUUCAAAACACGUGGUGAAUUAGUUUUGAAAGGAGCUGAGACCUUGGAAAUUAUUGCUUCUUUAGAAGACAGUAUAAUGGUUAUGAAUUCAUUGUCAUCUAAUCGCUAUAAUGCUCCCUUUAAGAAAGAAAUCCAAUUGUGGCUUAGUAAAUUGGUUAAUACCGGUGAAAUUCUAGAGAAAUGGUUAAUUGUCCAGAAUUUAUGGAUAUAUUUGGAGGCGGUCUUUGUGGGCGGUGACAUAGCCAAACAACUACCUUUGGAAGCUAAGCGAUUUAGCAACAUCGAUAAAAACUAUGUUAAGAUAAUGUAUAGAGCUCGUGAAAUUCCAAAUGCCGUUGAAUGUUGUACGGGUGAUGAGAGUUUGGCUAAUGCUUUGAAUUGGUUGUUGGAGCAAUUGGAGACAUGUCAGAAAUCAUUGACGGGAUAUUUGGAAUCAAAACGAUUAUUGUUCCCCCGAUUUUUCUUCGUAUCAGAUCCAGUACUAUUGGAAAUUUUGGGACAAGCCUCAGAUCCCACAUCUAUACAGCCACAUUUGUUGAGCAUUUUUGAUGCUGUAGCGUAUGUUGAUUUUCAAGAAAAGACGAACGAUGUUAUUGUAGCUCUAAAUUCGGCAAAUCAUGAACAAAUUCAAUUGGAGAAUCCUGUUCAAUGUGCCGGUAGUGUUGAACUCUGGUUGAAUCGAUUACUAAAAGAAAUGCAGGAUACCAUGCGUACGAUAUUGGCGGGAAUGGCAGUUAGCUUAAAUGAUCCAGAGUUCAAUUUUGCCGAAGAGUUUCCCUCAUUUUGUGGUCAAGCCGGUAUAAUUGGUGUACAAUUGUAUUGGACCAAAGACGCUGAAUAUGCAUUAAGAAAAUGUCGUUCCGACAAGACAAUCAUGAAACGAACAAAUAUCAAAUUUUUAAAUCUAUUAAAUCACUUUAUUGAUUUGACCGUAAAAGAUUUGACGGCUUUAGAUCGUAUACGUUUCGAAACUAUGGUGACCAUACAUGUUCAUCAGAGAGAUAUUUUUGAUGAUCUAUGCCAAAUGCGCAUACGGACGGCAAGUGAUUUUGAAUGGCAAAAACAAGCCCGCUUUUAUUAUAAUGAAGAUAAUGAUGAUGUUAUAGUUGGUAUAACUGAUGUUAACUUUAUAUAUCAAAAUGAAUAUUUGGGUGUCACAGAACGAUUGGCUAUAACACCUUUAACCGAUCGUUGUUAUAUAACAUUGGCUCAAGCUAUAGGUAUGUCUAUGGGUGGUGCUCCGGCAGGACCAGCCGGUACCGGUAAAACGGAGACUACUAAAGAUAUGGGUCGUGCUUUGGGCAAGUUAGUGGUGGUAUUUAAUUGCUCCGAUCAAAUGGAUUUCAGAGGCUUAGGUCGUAUCUACAAAGGCUUAGCCCAGUCCGGAUCAUGGGGUUGUUUUGAUGAAUUUAAUCGUAUAGAGCUACCAGUGUUAUCAGUAGCAGCUCAACAGAUUUACAUUGUCCUGACGGCACGCCGAGAAAAGCGCACUUCAUUUAUAUUUAGUGAUGGUGAUUUGGUUACUUUGAAUCCGGAAUUUGGCCUUUUUAUAACCAUGAAUCCUGGCUAUGCUGGUCGUCAAGAACUACCCGAAAAUUUAAAGAUUAUGUUCCGUUCAGUGGCAAUGAUGGUGCCAGAUCGUGCUAUCAUCAUACGUGUUAAAUUGGCCAGUUGUGGCUUUAAAGAUAAUUUGGUGUUGUCACGUAAAUUCUUUACCCUUUACAAACUAUGUGAAGAGCAGUUAUCUAAACAAGUUCAUUACGAUUUUGGUCUUCGAAACAUACUGUCAGUAUUGCGUACUUUAGGUGCCCAAAAACGUGCUAAUCCCACUGAUACUGAAGAGACUAUAGUCAUGAGAGUUUUAAGAGACAUGAAUGUCUCUAAACUAAUAGAUGAGGAUGAGGGACUAUUUCUAUCUCUAAUCGAAGACAUGUUUCCGGGUAUUAAACUCACCACGAAUACAUACAAGGAAUUACAGAGAGCUUUAGUUAAAAUAACCGAAGAAUUGGGUUAUGUUAAUAAUCCUGAAUGGAACUUAAAAGUGGUACAGCUGUAUGAAACCUCUCUGGUCAGACAUGGUUUAAUGUUAAUGGGUCCCACGGGAUCGGGCAAAACCAGUUGCACAGUUGCCAUGCUAAAAUGUUUUACAGAAAUGGGUCGUCCCCACAAGGAGAUGCGAAUGAAUCCUAAAGCCAUAACUGCUCCCCAAAUGUUUGGUCGCCUAGAUGUAGCCACCAAUGAUUGGACUGACGGCAUUUUUUCCACCUUAUGGAGACGUUCACUUAAAGUUCCCAAACAUCAAAACACAUGGAUUGUUUUGGACGGUCCGGUUGAUGCUGUCUGGAUUGAAAAUCUAAAUUCCGUCUUGGAUGACAAUAAGACAUUAACACUGGCGAAUGGUGAUCGUAUUAAAAUGGCAGAAAAUUCAAAGUUGGUAUUCGAACCGGAUAAUGUAGAUAAUGCAUCACCGGCCACUGUUUCGCGGGUGGGUAUGACUUUUAUGAGUUCAUCGGUAUUAAAAUGGACUAUUUAUAUGGAAGCAUGGGUUCGACGACAACCCGCUUUUGAACAAGAUAUAUUUAGAAAAUCUUUUGCGGCUAUAUACGAUGAGGCUCAUACUUUUCUGCAAACUAAACUUAUGGCCAAAAUGCGGAUCUUGGAGGCAAUAUAUAUAAAACAAAUUUUAGAAAUACUUGAUGGUUUAUUAGCCGAUUGUAGCAAUAGAUCAGAAAAAUACUUGGAACGUACAUUCCUGUUUGCUAUGAUGUGGACUUUAGGUGCGGUGUUGGAGAUUAAUGAACGUGACAAACUGGAAGAGUUCCUACUUAAACAUCCAUCUAAAAUGAAAUGGCCAAAGAAGCUACCAACUGAAACCAUAUUUGAAUACUAUGUGGAUGAUAGUGGCAAUUGGCAACAUUGGAAUACGCGUGUAGAAAGUUUUAUAUAUCCUGAAGAUAGUAUACCGGAAUUUGCUUCGAUUUUGGUACCGAAUGUGGACAAUGUUCGCACCGCAUUUCUAAUGCACAAUAUUGCCAAACAACGUAAACAGGUUUUGUUAAUUGGGGAACAGGGUACGGCCAAGACGGUCAUGAUAAAGGGUUAUAUGUCAAACUAUGAUCCUGAGGUGCAUUUGUAUAAAUCCUUUAACUUUUCAUCGGCCACUACACCCAACAUGUAUCAGCGUAUUAUUGAAUCAUAUGUGGAAAAACGUGUGGGUACAACCUAUGGCCCUCCCGGUCAAAGGUCCAUGACUAUAUUCAUAGACGAUAUCAAUAUGCCAGUAAUAAAUGCCUGGGGCGACCAAAUUACUAAUGAAAUUGUGCGACAAAUGAUUGAACAACAUGGUUUCUAUUCUUUGGAGAAACCGGGUGACUUUUCCACCAUUUUGGAUAUACAAAUAUUAGCAGCUAUGAUACACCCAGGCGGAGGUCGUAAUGACAUACCAAAUCGCUUGAAACGUCAUAUGUCCAUAUUUAAUUGUACUUUGCCCAGUAAUAAUUCUAUGGAUCAAAUUUUCAGUCAAAUUGGCACCGGUUAUUUUUGUUUGGCCCGCUUUGCCGAGGAAGUCGUAGAUGUUGUGCCUCUUUUAGUACCCUUGACACGUAUUUUCUGGCAAAAUAUUAAGGUCAAAAUGUUGCCCACACCUUCAAAUUUCCAUUAUGUUUUUAAUUUACGCGAUUUGUCCCGCAUUUGGGAGGGUAUUUUGAAAGUGGCACCAGAAGAAUGCCAAACAGUGUUGGAUGUAUUGAAAUUGUGGCGCCACGAGUGCACACGGGUUAUAGCCGAUCGUUUUACGGAUUAUAAAGAUACCAUUUGGUUCAUAGAUCGCAUGAAGAAAGAUGCAAAAUCACAUUUGGCUGAAUAUUGGGAAGAAUUCCCAGAGGAUGAAACUUUCUUUGUAGAUUUUCUAAGAGAUCCACCAGAUGCCGGAGAAGAUGAUGAAGAUGUUUCAUUAGAACCUCCGAAGAUUUAUGAAGAAAUUCCAAGCAUGGACACUGUUAAAAAUCGCAUAUUUUGGUAUAUGGGCCAAUUCAAUGAAUAUGUUCGAGGUUUUCAUUUGGACAUGGUGUUAUUUCACGAUGCUUUAGUUCAUUUGAUGAUCGUGUCACGUAUUAUCAGUAUGCCAAGGGGCAAUGCUUUGUUGGUGGGUGUGGGUGGUUCUGGAAAACAAAGUUUAACCCGUUUGGCCUCCUUUAUAGCUGGAUAUAAGUUUUUCCAAAUAACUCUGACUCGAGCCUAUAAUGCCGGUAAUUUAGUGGAUGACUUGAAGUAUUUAUAUCGUACUGCGGGUUUGGAAGGUCAGGGCAUAACGUUUAUAUUUACCGAUAAUGAAAUCAAAGAUGAGGGUUUCUUGGAAUACAUAAAUAACAUAUUGAGUUCUGGAGAAAUAGCUAAUCUAUUUGCCAAAGAUGAAAUGGAUGAAAUUUACAACGAAAUUAUACCCGUCAUGAAAAAAGUACAGCCUAGAAGGCCACCAACUCAAGAUAAUCUUUAUGAUUUCUUUAUAUCUAGAGCUCGUUCAAACCUGCAUGUUGCUUUGUGCUUUUCCCCAAUUGGUGAAAAGUUUCGGGCACGUUCCUUGAAAUUUCCGGGUUUAAUAUCUGGUUGUGUAAUUGAUUGGUUCCAAAAGUGGCCUGAAGAUGCACGAGUUGCUGUGUCACGCCAUUAUCUAGAGAAUUUCGAAGUUAUCUGUUCGGAUGAGGUCAAAGAGCAAAUCAUCGAAAUUAUGAGCUGGAUACAUGAAACUGUUUCCGAAGCGUGCAUUUCCUAUUUCGAUAGAUUCCGUAGAACUACGUUUGUAACUCCCAAGUCAUUGAUUUCAUUUUUGGAGAGUUAUAAAAAGCUUUACAAGGAUAAGCAGGUCAAUAUUGUGGUGUUAUCCGAAAGAAUGUCGUCUGGUUUGGACAAACUAGAUGAAGCGGGAGCAUCAGUAUCUGUAUUGAAAAAGGAAUUAGUUGAAAUGAAUAAGGUGAUUGUAGUGGCUACCGAGGAAGCAGAGGUGGUAUUACAAACUGUUGCUGAGUCGACAGCAGCCGCAGAAAUAAUUAAAACCCAAGUGGCGGAGAAAAAAGCCCAGGCUGGAGAAUUGGUGAAAUUGAUAUCCGCCGACAAAGAAGUAGCUGAGGCAAAGUUGGAAAAGGCUAGACCAGCUUUGGAAGAAGCUGAAGCGGCUCUAAAGACUAUUAAAGCUGCUGACAUUGCCACGGUGCGUAAGUUGGGUAAACCACCCUAUUUGAUUACCUUGAUCAUGGAUUGUGUGUGCAUAUUGUUCCGCAAGCGCAUAAAAUCGGUUAAACCCGAUAUGGAGAAGCAAUUUUUACAGAGUUCUUGGGAGGAGUCGCUUAAAGUAAUGUCAGACACCAGUUUCCUACGAAAAAUUGUGGAAUAUCCUACAGAUGUUAUAAAUGCUGAAAUGGUAGACUUAAUGUUUCCCUAUUUUAAUUAUAGUUUGUAUACUUUCGAAGCCGCUAAAGUGGCUUGUGGUAAUGUGGCCGGUUUAUUAUCCUGGACCAUAGCCAUGGGUAAAUACUUUGAAGUCAAUAAAGAAGUAUUACCCCUUAAGGCGAAUUUGGCUAUCCAAGCGGCCAAAUACGCCAAGGCCUCCAGUGAUUUACAGGAAGCCGAAGACCUAUUUGCGGCCAAAGAACGAGAACUAGCCAAAGUCCAGCAACAAUUUGACGAAGCAAUUUCUAAGAAAAAUGCUGUCCUUUCAGAGGCUAAAAAAUGUCAAGACAAAAUGGAUGCCGCUACUGCUCUUAUCAGUGGUUUGGCUGGAGAGAAAAUUCGAUGGACUGAGCAAAUUGCUCAAUUUAAAAGUGAAACAGAGCGUCUGGUCGGCGACUCUAUUUUAUUGACUGCCUUUUUAUCCUAUACCGGACCUUUCAAUCAAGAGUUUCGUAAUGAUUUACAAGCGCAAUGGUUAAAACAAAUUUUUGAGCGCUUAAUACCCAUAUCGGUGAACUUAAAUAUCAUAGACAGUCUAACCGAUCGCACUCAAAUUGGAGAAUGGAAUCUUCAAGGCUUACCCACCGAUGAAUUAUCAAUACAAAAUGGUAUUAUAGCUACCAAAGCCGUAAGAUUUCCCUUGCUGAUCGAUCCUCAGUCUCAGGGUAAAGCCUGGAUUAAGAAUAAGGAAAAGGAGAAUGGUUUAAUUGUAACCAAUUUGUCACAUCGUUAUUUCCGCACGCAUAUAGAGGAUGCCGUUAGUAUGGGUAUGCCCGUAAUCAUAGAAGAUGUGGGCGAAGAAUUGGAUCCUUGUUUGGACAAUGUGUUGGAUCGCAAUCUCUUGAAAGUGGGUACUACGUUUAAAAUCAAACUAGGUGACAAAGAAAUUGACUAUAAUGCGGCUUUCCGUUGUUAUAUAACCACAAAAUUGCCCAAUCCUUCAUAUACACCCGAAGUUUCAGCACGCACUUCCAUCAUAGAUUUUACUGUAACCAUGAAAGGUUUAGAAGAUCAAUUGCUGGGCAGAGUUAUCCUAACGGAGCGCAAGGAACUCGAAGAAGAACGUACAAAUCUGGUGGAAACUGUAACGGGAAAUAUGAAGAAAAUGAAGGAAUUGGAAGCCAAUUUACUGCAUAAGCUGUCAACCACCCAGGGCAGUCUGUUGGAUGAUGUUACCGUCAUAGAGGUGCUGAAUACCAGUAAAAACACGGCCAUCGAAGUUAACGAAAAAUUGGAAAUUGCCAAAAUAACCGAAGCUAAAAUUAAUAUAGCACGUGAGGAAUAUCGUCCCGUGGCUACACGUGGAAGCGUUUUGUAUUUUUUGGUUUGCACCAUGGCCAAAGUGAAUAUGAUGUAUCAGACGUCGUUGGUCCAGUUUCUAGAUCGUUUCGAUGCCAGCAUGCAUGAGUCGGCCAAAACUCAUAUAACGCAAAAGCGUAUUAAGCGCAUAAUAGCCUAUUUAACCUUUGAGAUAUAUAGGUAUAAAUCGCGGGGACUUUAUGAAAAAGAUAAGUUCUUAUUUGUCUUGCUAAUCGCACUAAACAUAGAUCGUCAAAUGGAUUUGGUGAGCUAUGAAGAAUUUCAAAAUUUUAUUAAGGGCGGAGCAGCCUUAAAUCUAAAUGAUUGUCCUGCGGUACCUUUUAAAUGGAUUACAGAUGAAACUUGGUUGAAUUUGGUACAAUUAUCGAAUUUGGGUCCAUUUGUUCAUAUUUUGAAUAAGGUUUCGAACAACGAACGGGCAUGGUUGCAUUGGUACAAGAAAGACUGUCCUGAGAAUGAAACUAUACCAGAUGGUUAUAAUGCACUGGAUCCUUUUCGCAAACUUUUGUUGCUGCGUUCGUGGUGCACGGAUCGUACUUUAUCGCAAAGCCGUAAAUAUAUAGCCAGUUCUUUGGGAGAACGGUUUGCGGAGCCGGUUAUUUUAAGUUUUGAUGCAUUAUUGACCGAAAGUAAACCUCUUAUACCCAUAGUUUGUUUUCUUUCCAUGGGUUCUGAUCCCUCAUCGAACAUAGAAGCUUUGGCCAAGAAAAAUGAACUCAAAUGUUAUCCUAUUUCAAUGGGCCAGGGCCAGGAAAUUCAUGCUCGUAAGUUAGUGGCCACAUGCUUGGAAGAAGGUGGCUGGGUUUUGCUACAAAACUGUCACUUGGGUUUAGAAUACAUGCACGAACUUACUCUGCUGCUACUUGAUCUGGAAAGAGUUGAUGAAUCUUCGUAUAGUCCUAAUUUUAGGGUUUGGAUUACUACAGAGCCCCAUGAGGGCUUUUCCAUAACAUUGUUGCAAAUGUCUUUAAAAUUUACCAAUGAACCACCGGCUGGCAUAAGAGCAGGUCUCAAGAGAACCUAUAGCAAUUUAUCUCAAGAUUUCUUGGAUUAUUCACAAUCGGUGUAUUAUCAUCCCUUGGUAUUUGCCAUAUCAUUCCUACAUUCAGUGGUUCAAGAACGUCGUAAAUUCGGUCCGUUGGGCUGGAAUAUCCCCUAUGAAUUUAAUUCGGCCGAUUGGUAUGCCAGUUGUUUGUUCGUGCAAAACCAUUUAGAUGAUUUGGAACCGGGCAAGGGCAUUAGUUGGAAUACUGUACGUUAUAUGUUGGGUGAGGUUCAGUAUGGUGGUCGAGUUACCGACGAUUAUGACAAACGUUUGCUAAAUACAUUUGGACGUGUCUGGUUCCAUGACCAUCUCUUUUCCGAAACUUUUGAGUUCUUUAAAGGCUACAAAGUUUUGUGUUUUAAAGAACAAGAAGCUUAUUUGGCUGCCAUAGAAGAAUUGCCCAAUAUUGAUCCCCCGCAAGUGUAUGGUUUUCAUUCGAAUGCCGAAAUCACUUAUCAAACAAAUACAACUCGAUCAAUUUUGGAUACGAUUAUAUCAAUACAGCCUAAGGAAUCUUCAAGUGGCGGUGGAGAAACUCGUGAGGAUAAGGUAGCUCGUCAGGUUAGAGAAAUGCAAAGUAAAGCUCCUGCACCUUAUGAUCUAUUUGAGGUCAAAGAACGUUUAAGAGCCAUGGGAGCCCUCAGUUCAAUGAAUAUUUUCCUUCGGCAAGAAAUUGAUCGUAUGCAAAAGAUCAUAAUAUUGGUUAGAUCCACACUUAAAGACCUUCUUUUGGCUAUCGAGGGCACCAUCAUUAUGAGUGAACAAUUGAGAGAUGCUUUGGAUAACAUAUUCAAUGCCCGUGUACCGGGGGUAUGGCUAAGAGGCAGUUGGGCUUCAUCAACUUUAGGUUUUUGGUUUACCGAGCUGCUGGAAAGAAACGCUCAAUUCUAUUCCUGGUGUUUUGGUUGUCGACCUGUGGUAUUUUGGAUGUCGGGAUUUUUUAAUCCUCAAGGAUUUUUGACUGCCAUGAAACAGGAAGUGGCACGUGCCCACAAUGGCUGGGCUUUGGAUCAGGUCUCAAUGACAAACGAAGUUUUGAAAGUAGGCAGUGAUGAGUGUAAGAAACCCCCUAAAGAGGGUAUUUAUGUUCACGGUCUCUAUUUGGAUGGUGCUGGUUGGGAUCGUAAAACAGCACGUUUAAUUGAAUCCACGAACAAGGUGUUGUAUGUUUUAAUGCCGGUUGUACAUAUAUCGGCUAUAAAUUCAACAGCCCCCAAGAGUCCCAAGCUAUAUACGUGCCCUGUUUAUAAGAAAAUAAAUCGCACUGAUUUGAACUACAUUUCACCAUUAUGGUUAAAUACGCUGAAAAAUCCUGAUCAUUGGAUAGUACGAGGUGUUGCCUUACUGUGUGAUAUUAAAUAGAAAUUUUUUGUUUUU
This is a messenger RNA of Calliphora vicina (urban bluebottle blowfly), 13994 nucleotides long. RefSeq names its product dynein heavy chain 8, axonemal kl-3 (gene kl-3). Bases 72 to 13979 code for a protein of 4635 amino acids. NCBI's taxonomy places the organism in Eukaryota, Metazoa, Arthropoda, Insecta, Diptera, Calliphoridae. Gene Ontology annotation, cellular component: axonemal dynein complex. Gene Ontology annotation, molecular function: ATP hydrolysis activity; dynein intermediate chain binding; dynein light intermediate chain binding. The record is from RefSeq and is a predicted model, not a curated record. Gene Ontology annotation, biological process: microtubule-based movement. The transcript is spliced from 29 exons.